Messenger RNA from Vicugna pacos (alpaca), 1328 nucleotides. The record is from RefSeq and is a predicted model, not a curated record. NCBI's taxonomy places the organism in Eukaryota, Metazoa, Chordata, Mammalia, Artiodactyla, Camelidae.
CCGCGGGACCCACCGCCACCGGCAGCCCCGCACGGCCGGCCCCAAGAGGACUUUGUAGCCUGUGCCUCCCGCCUGUCGGAACGCUGAGGCCACCUGCGAGCAGAUGGAGCUGGACCACAGGACCACCGGCGGCCUCCACACCUACCCUGGGCCCCGCGGCGGGCCGGUGGCCAAGCCCAACGUGAUCCUGCAGAUCGGUAAGUGCCGAGCGGAGAUGCUGGAGCACGUGCGGAGGACCCACCGGCACCUGCUGACGGAAGUGUCCAAGCAGGUGGAGCGGGAGCUGAAGGGGCUGCACAGGUCGGUGGGCAAGCUGGAGAACAACCUGGACGGCUACGUGCCCACCAGCGACUCGCAGCGCUGGAAGAGGUCCAUCAAGGCCUGCCUGUGCCGCUGCCAGGAGACCAUAGCUAACCUGGAGCGCUGGGUCAAGCGGGAGAUGCACGUGUGGCGCGAGGUCUUCUACCGGCUGGAGAGGUGGGCUGACCGCCUGGAGUCCAUGGGCGGCAAGUACCCGGUGGGCAGCGAGCCUGCCCGCCACACCGUCUCCGUGGGCGUCGGGGGUCCCGAGAGCUACGGCCAAGAGGCUGACACCUACGAUUACACGGUCAGCCCCUACGCUGUCACCUCGCCGCCGGCCGCGGGCGCGCUGCCGGGGCAGGAGGCCGCGGAGGCCCAGCAGUACCCGCCCUGGGGUCCGGGAGAGGACGCGCAGCCCAGUCCUGGCGUGGACACGCAGAUCUUUGAGGACCCGCGGGAGUUCCUCAGCCACCUGGAGGAGUACCUGCGGCAGGUGGGUGGCUCGGAGGAGUACUGGCUCUCACAGAUCCAGAACCACAUGAACGGGCCGGCCAAGAAGUGGUGGGAAUACAAGCAGGGCUCGGUGAAGAACUGGGUGGAGUUCAAGAAGGAAUUCCUGCAGUACAGCGAGGGCACGCUGUCCCGAGAGGCCAUCCAGCGGGAGCUGGACCUGCCACAGAAGCAGGGCGAGCCGCUGGACCAGUUCCUGUGGCGCAAGCGGGACCUGUACCAGACGCUCCACGUGGACGCGGAGGAGGAGGAGAUCAUCCAGUACGUGGUGGGCACCCUGCAGCCCAAGCUCAAGCGGUUCCUGCGCCCACCGCUGCCCAAGACCCUGGAGCAGCUCAUUCAGAAGGGCCUGGAAGUGCAGGAUGGCCUGGAGCAGGCGACCGAGUCCUCCAGCCCCCACCUGCCCCCUGAGGAGGAGAGCGAGGCCCUCACACCAGCCCCCACCAGCGAGUCCGUAGCCAGUGACCGGACCCAGCCCGAAUAGAGGGCACUGGAUACCUCCACACCCCGGCCACUGU